CUCUAUUCUAUUUCUAUAUAUAUCCCCCUCUCGCCCUCCUCCCUUGCCCACCAAACCAUCUCACCUCUAGGCUCUAGCUCUUCUCCUACUGCAAUUGCCUUUCUCUCUUCUCAUAUCUCAUCAGACUCCGAGUCUCUCUUCCUUCCCCGGCCCACCCAUUUAUUCAAUUAUUUACCCUUCUCCAUAGUGUUCCAACUUGGAAAUUCAAACCAUGCCAGAAGCUCCCAAAGUUCCUAUAGCCGCGUCGGCAACCCAUGACUACGUGAUCGACCAUAACAGGCCUGAUGUGAACCAGAACGCACUUGAGUUCAUUGAAGAUGUCACCACCAACGCCGAUGAAAUUCAGAAACGGGUCCUUGCUGAGAUUCUCUCUCGCAGUGCCCAUGUUGAAUACUUACAGCGACAUGGGCUUAAUGGGCGUACAGAUCGUGAGACCUUCAAGAAGGUCAUGCCCGUUGUUACUUAUGAGGAUCUGCAGUCCGAUAUCAACCGCAUCGCUAAUGGAGAUACUUCACCAAUCCUCUGUGGACUCCCCAUCUCUGAGUUCUUGACUAGUUCGGGAACAUCUGCUGGAGAGAGGAAACUGAUGCCCACAAUUGAAGAAGAGCUCGAGAGGCGAUCUUUGCUGUACAGCCUUCUGAUGCCUGUCAUGGACCAGUUUGUUCCUGGUUUGGACAAAGGCAAGGGAAUGUACUUCUUGUUCAUAAAAUCUGAGGCCAAGACGCCGGGAGGACUAGUAGCUCGGCCGGUCCUCACGAGCUACUACAAGAGUUUACACUUUAAGCAUAGACCUUAUGAUCCAUACACCAACUACACCAGUCCAAAUGAGACCAUUCUCUGUCCAGAUUCAUACCAGAGCAUGUACUCCCAGUUGCUUUGUGGCCUCUGUCAAAAUAAGCAAGUUCUACGAGUAGGAGCCGUCUUUGCUUCCGGCUUCAUUCGAGCUAUCCGAUUCCUUGAGAAACAUUGGUCCCUUCUCUGCAACGACAUCCGAACUGGAGCUAUAAACCCCCAGAUCACAGACCCAUCGGUGAGAGACGCCGUCCUUAGAAUUCUCAAACCCGACCCCGAGCUUGCAGACUUCAUUGAGUCCGAAUGUACUAGGGAGGCAUGGCAGGGGAUCAUAACUAGGUUAUGGCCCAACACCAAAUAUAUUGAUGUCAUAGUGACUGGGACCAUGUCUCAGUAUAUUCCUACCCUGGAUUACUACAGCAAUGGCCUCCCCCUCGUGUGCACCAUGUACGCAUCUUCAGAGUGCUACUUUGGCCUAAACCUCAAUCCUCUCUGCAAACCAAACGAAGUCUCCUACACCCUCAUUCCAACAAUGGCCUACUUCGAGUUCUUGCCAGUGCACAGGAACAAUGGCUUCACCACUUCCAUCUCAGUACCCAAAUCUCUGAACGAGAAGGAGCAGCAAGACUUGGUCGAUCUGGUUGACGUCAAGCUCGGGCAAGAGUAUGAGCUUGUUGUAACCACUUAUGCAGGACUCUAUCGCUACAGAGUUGGGGACGUGCUUCGAGUUGCCGGGUUCAAGAACAAGGCUCCUCAAUUCAACUUCGUUUGCCGCAAGAACGUGGUUCUAAGCAUAGACUCUGAUAAGACGGACGAGGUUGAGCUGCAAGCUGCAGUGAAGGAUGCUAUCAACCAUUUAGUGCCGUUCGACGCAUCGCUCAUCGAGUACACAAGCUAUGCGGAUACAACGACCAUCCCCGGCCAUUACGUCCUAUACUGGGAGCUUCGUCACGAUAGCACAACCCCAAUUCCUCCUUCGGUUUUCGAGGAUUGUUGCCUUACAAUUGAAGAAUCCCUCAACAGUGUGUAUCGCCAAGGUCGUGUCUCGGACAAGUCUAUUGGACCUCUAGAGAUUAAGAUCGUAGAGACCGGGACCUUCGACAAGCUCAUGGACUACGCUAUCAGCAGAGGUGCUUCAAUAAACCAGUACAAGACACCACGGUGUGUAAAGUUUGCUCCCAUUGUUGAGCUUCUGAACUCAAGGGUUCUUUCGAAUUACUUCAGCCCAAAAUGCCCGAAGUGGGUCCCAGGCCAUAAGCAAUGGUGCACGCAGAAGCAGAACUGAUGUCCUCAACUAUUACUUUGGUAGUGAUAGUGAUGAAAGAGCAUGAACGGAGCUGUUUCCAUGAUCUAAGAAAAAGAAGUCUCCCUUAGAAAGUAGAACCCCCCCCCCCCCCGCGCCCUUUCCCUUAGAUUAACUGAUCCUUUUUUCUUUCUUCUUUUCUUUUUCUUUUGACUGUUUUUAAUUUAGCAGUGUACAAAACAGUUCCAGUUCUAAGGAAGCCUUUUUUCCUUCUUUUUAAAAUUU
This is a messenger RNA of Nelumbo nucifera (sacred lotus), 2320 nucleotides long. It is a transcript of the gene DFL1, whose product is annotated as Auxin-responsive GH3 family protein. The record is from RefSeq and is a predicted model, not a curated record. Gene Ontology annotation, molecular function: acid-amino acid ligase activity. NCBI's taxonomy places the organism in Eukaryota, Viridiplantae, Streptophyta, Magnoliopsida, Proteales, Nelumbonaceae. Gene Ontology annotation, cellular component: cytoplasm.